AUGAUUAUGUUUCCUCAUUUUGGGAAGAUUUCUUUGGGUAUUUUGAUAUUUGUCCUCAUAGAAGGAAACCUUCCAUCAUUAACAGCACAAACCUACCUAUCUUUAGAAGAAAUCCAGGAACCCAAGAGUGCAGUUUCUUUUCUCCUGGCUGACUUAGAAUCUGCGGACCCUCAUCUGUCUAGUGAAAAGAAACGGCCUGUGGACCCCAGAGAAGCUGAGAAACAGUGGUUGCUCAGAAGAAGGCGAUCUACUCUGUUGCGUAAUGGAGUAAAAACCUGCCCAGAGGAAAGUGUUACAGAGGCGGUGGCAAACCAUGUGAAGUAUUUUCAAGUUCGAGUGUGUCAAGAAGCUGUCUGGGAAGCCUUCAGGACUUUUUGGGAUCGACUUCCUGGGCGUGAGGAAUAUCAUUACUGGAUGAAUUUGUGUGAGGGUGGAAUCACAACUAUAUUUGAAAUGGGCACAAAUUUCAGCCAGUCUGUGGAACAUAGAAGCUUAAUUAUGAAGAAACUAGCAUACACAAAGGAAACUGUGAGUGGCCCUGAACAGUCAUCUUUAGUUCCUGUUGGUGAUACUUCAACAUUAGGAGGUGCUGUCCUCAGUGUUCCACAUCCAGGGGUGACUUCUUAUGAAGGUACCUCAGAGGGCAGCUUGGAGAGGCUGGAGGAGAGUAUUAGCAAUGAAAUUGAGACUAUGAUAGAAGAGUCUACAAAACCAGCAGCUGAGCAGAUUGCAGAAUUCAGUAUCCACCUUUUGGGAGAGCCAUACAGGGAAGAACUGCAGGAUCCCUCUAGCUUCCACCACCAGAGCCUUGUAGAAGAGUUUAUUUCAGAGGUUGAAAAUGCAUUUACUGGGUUACCUGGCUACAAGGACAUCCAUGUACUUGACUUCAGGUCCCCCAAGGAAAACAGCAGUGGCAUAGAUGUUCACUAUGCAGUUACCUUCAAUGGUGAGGCCAUCAGCAAUACCACCUGGGACCUAAUCAGCCUUCACUCCAACAAGGUGGAAAACCAUGGUCUUGUGGAAUUGGAUGAUAAACCCACUGCUGCUUAUACAAUUAGUAACUUCAGAGAUUAUAUUGCUGAGACUCUGCAUCAAAAUUUUUUGCUGAGGAACUCCUCUUUGAAUCCGGAUCCUGACUCCCUUCAGCUUAUCAAUGUGAGAGGAGUUUUACUUCCCCAAACUGAAGACCUAGUUUCGAACACCCAGAGUUUAAGUCUUCAGGCAACCCCACCAUCUAUUCUGGAUAAUACCCUUCAAGCUGAAUGGCCCUCAGCAGAUGAAUCCGCCACCAGCAGUAUUUCUCCACUUGAUUUCAGCUCUGGUCCUCCCUCUGCCACUGGCAGGGAACUCUGGUCAGAAAGACCUGUGGGUGAUUUAGCGUCUCCACCCAAAUUAGCCUUUCCCUCGAAGGUGGGUCUCAGUUCUUCCCCAGAGGUUUCAGAGGUUAGCAGCUUCACUCUUCCUUCUGUCAGCCCAGCAGUGCUUCGGACCGACUUGCCUGUGGCUUCUGAGGAACAGAUUUCUGGAUUUCUCUUACUAGAAGACGGAUUAACUGAAGUUGAAGAGUUAGAUUUUCUUUCUAUUGAUCCACUGCCUUCAAGUCCAUCCACUCACUCUGUGCCAAAAGACACAAUUCCAUCUAUGGAAGACUCGGGGGUGUCUUUGACAUCCUCACCAUAUCUGGUCUCUUCUGUCACAACAGAUCUUUCUUCUCAGGAAGUAAAUAUACAUUUUGGCUUGGACUCUUUGGUCUCCGAAGUCAAAGGCCAAUUAGAAGUGAGCACUUUCAUGCCAGACACAUCCAUGGAAAAAGAGUUCAUAUUUGAGAGUGGCUUAGGUUCAGGGUCUGGGCAAAAAAUGGGUCUGAUUACUUGGCCAUGGAGUGAUACUUCACUAGAGAAGAGCACUCAACCACUGUCUAAGUCAUGGCUGGAAGAAGAGGAUUCACUUUUGCCACCUGAGGGUGUAGAUGACAAACUAGUUACAGAUGACAAAAUAGAUUCCACAGACAGAAGUAUUGAGCGCUCAAAAUAUGGGCAUUUUGGUAGAUCCACACAUUUUGCAGAGAAAGAGCCCCGUGAUGGACCUACUGUGCCCAUUUCUGCAGAGACCACAACUCAAUCUGCAUCUCUACUCUCCAAGCACAUGUCAGAGGUACCUGACAUUGAUUAUUACUCAGGUGCUAAAGCACCUCCUGUACUGACGUCUAUAGCUAUCUCUGCUUCUACUGGUAAACCAGGUCAAGUACAACUCUUUCGAAAGGAGGAUAUGGAACAAACCACAGAGUCAUCUCGUCAUGACCGGUUUGAUAGCAAGAUUUCAAUAAUGAAGUCGGAUAUGCAACCUUUGUGGACCACAUUGCCAGAAUCAGAUACAGUUUGGACAAAAACUUCUUCCCUAGGGAAUUUGUCCGGAGACACAUUGGCAAGUGCGCCAGAGAGUAGAGACAAGCUCUGGUUGCAAGCUUCCAUGAUCCAGUCCGCCACAUUGCCUCCAACCACAAGCCCCACCCUGCUGGAGGAUGAAGUAAUUAUGGGCGUACAGGAUAUUUCACUAGAACUGGACUGGACAGGCACAGAUUACUAUCAGCCUGAACUACUCCCAGAGGAAAAUGGCAAGGUUGGUAGUUAUGUGGAAAAGUCUACAAAUGUUCACUCCACAGAGAUGGCUGUUGUGCCUCGGCCCACAAAAAGAGGUGACUCAAAUCAUACGCAAACCUCAGGAGCUUUGCUAGUGUUCUUUAGCCUUCGAGUGACUAACAUGAUGUUUUCAGAAGAUCUGUUUAAUAAAAACUCUUUGGAGUAUAAAGCCUUGGAACAAAGAUUCUUAGAAUUGCUGGUUCCCUAUCUCCAGUCAAAUCUCACAGGGUUCCAGAAUUUAGAAAUCUUGAACUUCAGAAAUGGCAGUAUUGUGGUGAACAGCAGAAUGAAGUUCACCACGUCUGUUCCUCCUAAUGUCAACAAUGCUGUGUAUAUGAUUCUGGAAGACUUUUGCACCACUGCCUACCAAACCAUGAACUUGGCUAUUGAUAAAUACUCCCUUGAUGUGGAAUCAGGUGAUCAGGCCAACCCUUGCAAGUUUCAGGCAUGCAAUGAAUUUUCUGAGUGUUUGGUCAAUCCCUGGAGUGGAGAAGCAGAGUGCAGAUGCUACCCUGGGUACCUGAGUGUGGAAGAGCGGCCCUGUCAGAGUCUCUGUGACCUACAGCCUGACUUCUGCUUCAAUGAUGGGAAGUGUGACAUUAUGCCUGGACAUGGGGCCAUUUGUAGAUGCCGGGUGGGUGAGAACUGGUGGUACCGAGGUGAGCGCUGUGAGGAGUUUGUGUCUGAGCCCUUGGUGAUAGGCGUCACCGUUGCUUCCGCGGUUGGACUUCUCGUCUCCUCUGCAGUCAUCUUCCUCCUCGUCAGGACUCUUCAAGCUCAGAAUGCUAGGAGAGGAAGACAGAGGCCCUUUAGUGGCUCCAUCAGGCAGCCUGAUAGCCUCUCGUCUGUUGAAGAUGCUGUAAAGAACAACCCUCCCUAUGAAAGCUGUGAGGCGGGAAUGGAGCCGUAUAAGGGACCCUAUCCUCCGCGUCCCUUCUACAGCGCUGCAGGAGGAGAGGUCUUUGGUGGUCUGAGCAGGGAAGAAAUCAGACACAUGUAUGAGAACAAUGGGCUUUCCAGGGAGGAAAUUCAAGAAAGAAUCAGAAUUUUGGAACUGUAUGCCAAUGAUCCUGAGUUUGAGGCUUUUGUGAGAGAACAUCAAAUGUGA
Messenger RNA from Pteronotus mesoamericanus, 3747 nucleotides. It is a transcript of the gene IMPG2, whose product is annotated as interphotoreceptor matrix proteoglycan 2. NCBI's taxonomy places the organism in Eukaryota, Metazoa, Chordata, Mammalia, Chiroptera, Mormoopidae. Bases 1 to 3747 code for a protein of 1248 amino acids. The record is from RefSeq and is a predicted model, not a curated record. The transcript has 18 exons. Gene Ontology annotation, biological process: visual perception. Gene Ontology annotation, molecular function: hyaluronic acid binding; heparin binding.